Lodderomyces pseudojiufengensis is the source of this 744-nucleotide messenger RNA. Its product is annotated as pheromone-regulated protein. The record is from RefSeq and is a predicted model, not a curated record. The coding region runs from base 1 to 744 and encodes 247 amino acids. Gene Ontology annotation, cellular component: cellular bud neck; fungal-type vacuole. Lineage: Eukaryota; Fungi; Ascomycota; Pichiomycetes; Serinales; Debaryomycetaceae. The transcript has a single exon.
AUGAAUCAUCUACAUCAUCAUCAUCAUGAUAUAGCGACACCAACUACAAUAAUAGCUUCAUUCACAAAAAGAGAUGAUGCUUCAUCUGAUAUGCCAUCAUUACCUAAACUAUCAUCAGCUCCAAGUUUAUCAAUAACAGCCAUACCGAAAAAUCAAUUCAAUCCAUAUACAAAUGUACCGAAUUUACCACUGAAUCUAGUAUUUAUAAUAGUUGGAUGUAUUUUAGCAUCAAUUUUAAUUGGAGUUGUAUUGUAUCGAAUUAUAACUCAUUAUAUUUAUUCAUCAAAAGCUCAAUAUGAAAAAGAAAUUUAUUAUUCAAAUAAUGUAACAGAUUUAUCAACAAAUUAUUCAUUUCCAAUACGAUCAAGAGCUACUUCAUUUGUAGAUAGUUCAUCAACUUCUUCUCAAGGUAAAUCAUUACAAAAUCAUUUAUUAAGUGAUAAACAACAAUUUAGAAAAUCAAUGUUUAUAAAUCCAAGUUUAGAAUAUAAAUCUAUAAUUUUACAACAAAAUAAUUCAUCAUCAUUAUAUUUACAAACUAAUAAUUCAUCAAUUGGUUCUUUAAUGAAACCUUUAGGUCCUUAUUUAGAUUCAAAUACUAUAACUUCAAUUGGUGGUGAUUCUGAAAUUAAUGGUAAUUCUUCUAUAAAUAAUGGUAGUGUACAGACGACGUUGAGACCUCCUUCUUUAUACCUUGAAGAAUUGCUUAAUAGUAGUGAAGCAUUUAAUCGUAAUGAAGUAUGA